AUGUUCCACUCUGAGGCCUCCCUCAUAUACGCAGAUCAGUUGCGGAACCACGGACAUGGCAAGCCGCUGUGGCAACCUGAACCCUCUCAAUAUGGUGAGAUCCUCAUCGGGGACGUUGGAUUCAUCGAAGAUGGGUGCUUUUACUGGCUCUUCAAUUGUACUCUCACUGCAGAAGACCCAGUACAUGCAGAUUUUGGAGUUCUGCAUGGCUAUGUCUCACUCGAGUACAACAACAGGGGCAACAGCGUGAGUUUCUGUUCUUGUCUUUUGCAUAAGUUUUUCCAACAUGUGGUAAGAAGUAAGGGCGUUUCCAUAUCAUACAAGUUUGAGUGCAAAAAACGAGAAGGUGCAAUCUUAGUGCCUGGCUCCAACGUCACUUUGUCGCACGUACAAGCAAAUCCGCGCACCCGCGAGUAUGUCAGGCUUCACCAUUCGUCGUGGCACAGGUUUGCAAUAGACCAAGGCUGCGAGAUCUCCCCAGAGGACAUCGUCUUGGUAAUCGGCUGGCUUAUGACCUCAGAGUGGGCCGUCGCGGCUGUCGCAAACCGCGGCAAGUCGCAUUCAAUCUUGUUUGGUACAGAGGGGAGCAUCGCAUCUGCAGAGUUUGGGAUUGAGCGCUCAGAGGAGGCAGUGGCGUCAGUCAGCCAGUGA
Messenger RNA from Phanerochaete carnosa HHB-10118-sp, 651 nucleotides. RefSeq lists its product as uncharacterized. Bases 1 to 651 code for a protein of 216 amino acids. Lineage: Eukaryota; Fungi; Basidiomycota; Agaricomycetes; Polyporales; Phanerochaetaceae. The record is from RefSeq and is a predicted model, not a curated record. The transcript has 2 exons.